Molecule: messenger RNA, 1166 nt
Organism: Mya arenaria
Lineage: Eukaryota; Metazoa; Mollusca; Bivalvia; Myida; Myidae
Product: tripartite motif-containing protein 66-like
Exons: 4
Coding region: 141-1166 (341 amino acids)
Source: RefSeq, a predicted model, not a curated record
UAAUUACAUAAUAUCAAUUCAAAAACACGCGCGCUGAAAGUGAUAUCGACACCAUUUGUAAAUGGGAAGUUUUAGUUUAACAACAUCAUAUAAAAUAAGAAUUUAACUGUAAAUAUAAUGAUGGAAGCAAUUCAGUUUUUAUGAUGGAACUUCAGGGUAUUGACCAUUCAGAUGAUGUUGACAAUUCGUCGGCUGAUGACACAAUCUACUGUAGCCCCUGUGAGAAAGGGGACGGUAGCCAUACAAAUAUGAAGGUUACCCAAGACCAUGUUGUACUCAGUGGUGAUUCCAUGCCAUAUUUUCAUUCGCCUAAAGAUGGUAAAAAAGAAUUAACUGGAUGUACGGAACAAUGUCCGAGUCAUUCCAAUGAAGUUAUCAAGUUUUUCUGCUCCAAACACGAUUCUCUUAAUUGCAGAGAUUGUAUUGUUGUAGGUCAUCAAACAUGCAAAAUUGACUAUAUACCAGACAUUGCUGAAGGCUUUCGGCUGGGCAAGGACUUUGAAAGUCUGAAUACCAACAUUGCAAAAGUGGACCGCGACCUAGAAAACUGCGAUAAAUUGAUUGAAACAUGCCUGAAGACUAUUGAAGAAGAGGUGGCUGAAGAACUCGAACAAAUACGGGCACACAGAGAGGAGCUGGUUGCAUACUUCGACAAGAGAGAAAAAGAGCUGCUAGCCAAGGUGAAUGAUAUCAAGAAAAUCAAUGAUGAAAAUGUUCAAUCUUUUAAAAAAAGAUGCCAGGUUGCAAAAUAUAAAAUGAACGCAAUCAAAACAAGUCUAGAAUCACAUGAAAAUAACGUAAAUCAGUUAUUUAUUGUGGCUAAACAGUCCAAACGUCAGCUGGAGGAAAUUCGAACAACGUUAGAUGAUAUGAACACAAAUUUGUCAAUGCAGACUUCCAAGUUUGUUAAGGACCACGAAACUACUAAUCUGAUGAAGUCUCUUACAGCCCUUGGGACUAUUGAGGAAAACAAGAAAAUGCCACUACAAAAACCAACAAAUAAGGGUUUUCCAUUCAAAAAGGCCUCAUCAGCUGAAAUCUUAGUCAGGCAAGGUAAAAUGUUCACCCCAAGCUGGCUGAGUGGAAUCACCUUUCUGUCAGACGACAAAAUACUUGUCGCUGAUUGUGGGUACGGAAGUUCUUCUAGAAAGCCACACAGUAAUUAA